AUGAUUGGAAACUUUAUGUUGACCAAAGAUGAGAUCAUUCACAUACUUAUUGGUCAAAGAGGGGAAAGACCGAAGCCGAAUUCAAACAAAAAGACUGGCUCAGGCGGAGGAGGUACAUUUGUGGUGAGAAAAAACAACACGCCUUUAAUCAUAGCCGGAGGUGGAGGAGGAGUUGCAAAAAUGACAGAACAACAUUCAGGAUGUGAUGCGUCCGUAAACACAACAGGGAAUGCAGGGUAUAACUCGCCAUUCCUGUCAGCAGGAAUGAACGGAUAUGGAGGACAAACUGAUAAACCGCACUCUGGUGGGUGAAGAAUUUCCUAUUUAUAAAUACUGAAUUAUAUUUUUUUGCAUUCUACUGCCAUCCAUCAGUAUUUCGAACAAAGAGGUGGUGCUUGUUGCUCAAUUUUUUUUUUUCAGAAUUACUAAAAGCCAUGAUCUGUUAAGUUGCUUAUGUCAACUGUAAAUCUCUUGAUUGUAGGAGGUGGUGGUGGAGGCUUUUACAGUAAUGGAGAAGACGCAAAGAUUUCUUUUGGAAAGGGUGAAGGGGAGGUAGAGGAUUUCUGGCCGGAGGAGAGGGCGGAACACAUCAGGGUGGUUUCGGAGGCGGGGGUGGUUAUCGUUUAG
This is a messenger RNA of Pocillopora meandrina, 627 nucleotides long. The record is from the annotation of a GenBank genome assembly. NCBI's taxonomy places the organism in Eukaryota, Metazoa, Cnidaria, Anthozoa, Scleractinia, Pocilloporidae.